CACUGAUCAGCGAUACCAGAAGUUGUCCCUUGAAUCAAUGAGUAUAGAGAUGAUAGCCUAGUCCAUUACUUCCGUCCUACAUGUAACGCGGACUAUACCACAGAAAGAUUACAACUUGUCUCUACGUGUUACAGCUGUGUCUGAAGCAACAUAUAUAUAAAUAUAUGUCUAUAUGUCAUUCUUACGUGAUUAUUACACCAUUUCUCAAACCCAGGCAGACAUUUCCGGGAAGUUCAAGUUAUAUGGAAGUUAUAAAUAGGUCGCAUUACAUGUCAGCGACGUAUUGAUUUGACUGCAGUGUUACACAUGUAUAAAUAUCGACAUGCUUACGGAAAAACCAAGAAGAGGUAACUUUCGUUUUAAGCAUAUAAAACAGGGCAGCACCCAUCUGUAAGUCAUCUCCUAAUAUUCAGGUCGCUAGGAAUCCUAUUUUAUUCAUACGAACACGAAAAACCCCCACAAAGAAUCCUUUUCAUCUUGAAAAUGGAUAUCAACUGGAUGUUUGGACUGGAUGAUUUAACUAUAGUCAUCGCUAUUUUACUUAUUAGUUUACUGGUCAUUCGAUCAUUGCAAUCUCCGCUCCCUCCUGGUCCAACUGGCUACCCAAUAGUAGGGAGCAUGCCUAUGAUGCGGAAAGGAAACGUGUUGGAGACGUUCAGAAGAUUGCGAGUAAAAUAUGGAGACGUGUACAGUGUGCAGCUUGGAUCGACCUUUACUGUCGUCAUUAAUGGAGUAGAUGCGCUCAAUGAAGCUUUUGUAAAAAAUGCGGAUCAAUUUUCGGACAGACCAGAUAAUUUUGCUGUGCCGCAUACUUUACGUGGAAAAGGUAUUGGAGCGUCGUCAGGUGAACAUUGGAAACAAACACGAACCUUCUCCCUGAUGACACUUCGAGGUUUCGGAUUCGGUAGAACAAUCCUGGAAACAAAAGUCAAGGAAGAGGUAACGGCUUACUUGGACGUCAUUGAGGAACAAAAGGGGCGACCAUACGACGCUAAAGAACUUACUCGCAUUGCCGUCUCCAAUAUAAUAUGCAGUAUUGCUUUUGGAAACAGAUACGAUUACAAUGAUGAAAAAUUCAAACACCUGACUGCUCUGCUGAAUGAGAACUUCCGGUUAAAUUCCGUUGCCGGGGCGAUACGACAGUUGCCUUGGUUACGGUUCUUACCUGGAGAUGUGUUCAGCAUCAAGAAGUUCCAAAGGAAUGGUGAUCAGAUAAAGGAGUUUGCGAACGAUCAAAUAGCUGACCAUCGAGAAUCACUUGACGAAAACAAUCCCCGUGACUUUAUCGACGCAUUUAUCCAACAGCAAAGAAAACAUGGCCAGGAUCACCCUAUUUUUGAAGACAACAACUUGGCAGCUGCCAUUAAGGAUUUAUUUUCGGCUGGAACAGAAACAACAUCUGCGAUGAUCCGGUGGUCAAUUCUUUACCUUCUCCACAACAAACCUGUCCAAGACAAACUACGACAGGAGAUAGAAACAGUGAUCGGAACGUCCAGACUGCCGUCCCUCGCCGACAAACCCAACAUGCCCUAUUACGAAGCGUUCAUUAUGGAAGUUCUUAGAAUGGGUAAUAUCGCUCCGCUCUCGGUGGGCCAUGGAGCCAGGACGGAUAUAUGGUUCCGAGGAAUGGUGAUCCCAAAAGGGUCGGUGAUCAUCCCUAAUCUCGACUCCGUUAUGAGUGAUCCGUGUCUAUUUGAGGAGCCUCAGAAGUUCAACCCAGAGAGAUUUCUUGGAAAAGACGGAAAUGUGACAGGCAGAAAAACAAUGGCCAUUGCUUUCUCGCUGGGACGACGAAUGUGUCUUGGGCAAUCCCUGGCGAAGAUCGAGAUGUUUCUGUUUAUAACAGCGCUGGUACAGAGAUUUGAGUUUUUACCGGAAAACUCGGAAAAUUUGCCAUCACUCGAAGGCAUCGUGGGCUUAUCGAGGACUCCGUCAGCUUAUAGAUUCCGUGCAGUGAAACGCUACUGAAGUAGGAGCCGGUUGAUGGAGUCGGAUAAGGUUUCAGGCUGCUUUCAGAAAAAAAUCAUAUAUCAUUGUGUAUGUACAGAGUACUGCUCAUAUUUCCUUUAUUUCUAUGACAUAAAUAUCUGUCGUUCAUAGAUAUCACAAAUAUAAUCAGAAUCGUUCAUUAACUCAGGUUUAUCUCCAUUCGUUAAAUGUAUAAAGGGUUCCGCUAUUUUUUGCUGGCAUAAGAUUUUUUUUCAUGUCAAGGUAUUCAUCCAACGUAUGUUUUCUAACUCUUUGUAAAUAAAGCAAGAAAGGGGCAUAGAACUGAAGGUUAUAUAGGUACAAAUUCUUGUGGUAAUUUUUAAAUACUAUAAUUUUAACAAUUAUCAUUAAUUCAACACUAUCCAACGUGUUAUCAUAUAGCGCCCUGGCAAAAAAAAAAAAAAAAAAAGAUAACCGAUUAUUCCAUACUUUUUGAAAUAAGCACAUAUCAUACCUAAUGCUGCCUUGCCUUGUAAUGACUCGGAUAGACACCUAACAAUGUUCAGAACUUCCAUCACCAUAAGGGGGCGUAAUAUUUGCUUCAUCUUACAUAAAUAUAUCAAGACCGUAUAAAUAUGUUGUGUAAACAUUAUUUAUUAUCGAAUAGGGAUUAAUGAUAAUGUAUAGUGUAAACAAAUAUUUCUCAUUUUCAUUUCGCGUUGAGAAGUCUUCAUAUUAUUGCAUGAUAUAUUCAUAGAUUUUGUAAAUUAAUACGCCCCAUUAUUAUUAUUAUUUAUUUACAAACUGUUUUCUUGGUAAUACAUUUUCUCUCAUUUUUUUCACAAUCAAUUCUAUCUGCGUGUAUGUGUGUAAAUGUAUAAGGGAGCUAACUUGUACAAAACAUCAGUAUGCCUCACACAGAGCUCGUCAACAUUAUUAAUAAUGAUGUCUUGUAUAGAUCAUGUAUUAUCAGUUUAAUCAUGACUUUAUUUACAAAUAAUACAAUCAGUUUUGUUUGCAAAAUUCUGUGAUAUUCACUAUUGCUACUGUGAUUUUAAAUAACUGUGAUUUACUUUACAACACUGACUUUCAUUUUCUGAUUUGUCUUUUUGACAAUUUAAAAAGAAUGCCUACUCAAAUGAAUUAUUUGGGGAAAAUUCUGAAUAUUUUCCUGACAGUAAAAUUUUAGAAAAGAUAAAAUAAUAAACGUUGAUUAAUUGCGUGCUUUUUGACUGCGCAGAGGAAUGCAGAUGCUAAUUUGGUCCAUAAGUAAUAACAGCCUAAUUGGUAGUUAUAGUCUUUAUUAUAAAACCAUAACCAAAUUACCAAAGUUUUGGAUGAAAAACGUAAAUUUAGACUAAUCAAUUAACCUUUGAUAAGUGAUGUUGUUUCACUUAGUUAGAGGUAAGUAAGCGAAUGUGUUACAUGUAUGUUAAGACCUAUGCAAAUUGGUAGUGUGGUAAACAUAUCUGAUGGUGUUGAUUUCCGUAAAUUCAUUCUUGUCAAUUCAAAUUAUUUCACAUUGAUUGGUUCGUAAUCAUACAUUGUAGCUAUCAUCAACAUGUGUUACCUUACAUCACCUUAUUUGAUUGAUUGACUUGGUAAUAAUCGUAUAUAACACAAUUCACACUCCAAUAUUUCAAAACAUCGUCUGUUUCUUCUCCUUUCGUUGUAAUCCAACAAAACUGUUGAGAUAAAUACGAGUUACACCAUGGAACAAAUCUCUCACUUGUAGAUGUGAUACCUCUGUUUGCGGAAUACUGAAUCAGUCACAUUGAUCAAUAACCCGUUCGAAUAUGACAAAGAGUAGGUAUUGAUAGUAUUUAUUAAUUUUUUACAAAUGAAAUAUCUUCAACUUAACAAAAGUUGUAUUAUUUUCUUAUCCACCUUCCGGACACCUUGUGUUUUUCAAAACCACUUUUUUUGUUACAGAAAACCAUUAUUGCAAUAUGUACUUAAAUGUUUCUAUUAAAUACACGCCAGUGCUAUUAGUUUGGGAGGAAGAUUUUGAUAUUGUUCCUGUACAGUAUUAUCUUGUUACCUAUAUGGGACUACAUAUCAACACGGUAAAUUUGAUAUAAUUAAUUGGUUUUAUAGUUUGUUUCUCGAAUGCAAAACACAAGCAGUGGUAUGUUGUCAAUGAUUAAUAGCCUUAUUCUUGUCCUUUGUAAACAAAUAAUUUGCACAAAAGAACGAUACUAUGAAACACAAUGACCAUUUUCUAGAACAAAGCUUGUUUCCCAAUGACUCAAAAAAUCAACAAUCUAUCGGUUAUCCUUCUUUACGUAGUGUACAAUCCAUGAUACACCAAUAGUUUUAACAAGAGCAUACUCCGGGAGUGACAAUGAAUGGCAUGUAUAACCAAAUAUCUCAUUCUAAACAACAGGAUUUGUGUGAGUUACAAUAAAUGUAAAUAUAUCUUCAAAAGUAAGGACUUUACUUGAAUUUUCUGUUAGUAUUUGAUUAAUGAUAUUCAAUUUUCAUUUUUUGUUUUGUUGAUAUUUUCGUUGUUAAUUUUACUAACUCAAUCACGAAGUUGAUAUAAAUAUCACUUCUUGAGGUCAAUUUAACUUUCUUUGGACAAGAUAAAUGCAAUUAUUUAUCUUUCAGAUAUAACGGAUAUAAGUACGUGUCUACACUUAUCUAAAAUGUGUAUAGUAAUCAGCAUUGUUAUGCCAUUAUUGUUUUGUAAUCAUUUAGUUAAUGUUUGUCUUAUUUUUAUUGUCAUUUUAUUUGUUUAAAUCCUUUAUACAUCAUUUUCAUUAUGUGAUCAUAUAUUGAGAUUUGGUAAUGAUUUGAUUUCAUUGUAUUUUCAUUUACAUUUCAUGAUCUGGUGUUUAUAUUAUUUUCAUUGUUCUCUUCAUUUACAUUCGAUGAUAUUUUGUUUUCAUUAUUUUCAUAUUUUUUUCAUUUACAUUUGAUGAUAUUGUGUUUUCAUUUAUUUUCAUUUUGUGAUCAUUUGUUGAGAUUUUGUUAUCGUUUUGUGAUUUUUAUAAUAUUUACAUUCUAUUAUUUCAUCAUCAUCAUCCUCAUUAUCAUCAUCAUCAUCAAAAAAUACUGAUGUGUCAUACCUACUUUCCUUUGGCUAAUUGAUUAAAAAUUAUAGCAAGCUUUAAAAACAGGUACGAACACACUGGGAAGAAGUUCUGUCAUGGUAUGACGUCCUUCUAGAUGGAAGUGACUGACUACAGAGCUGCUAAGUUACCCGUAGUAAACACGUUUGAUUAUACUAUUGAACAUACAAUAAUAGUGUAGUCGAAUCCCCAACCUACUGGUCAGUACCGAUGCAGAAAUUGCGAAAGGUUGUCUUGCUUCUCCAUUACGAAUAAAUCGUCGAAAAUGA
This is a messenger RNA of Pecten maximus, 5272 nucleotides long. Its product is annotated as cytochrome P450 2J6-like. Gene Ontology annotation, molecular function: heme binding; oxidoreductase activity, acting on paired donors, with incorporation or reduction of molecular oxygen, reduced flavin or flavoprotein as one donor, and incorporation of one atom of oxygen; iron ion binding. NCBI's taxonomy places the organism in Eukaryota, Metazoa, Mollusca, Bivalvia, Pectinida, Pectinidae. The record is from RefSeq and is a predicted model, not a curated record. The transcript is spliced from 4 exons. Gene Ontology annotation, cellular component: intracellular membrane-bounded organelle; cytoplasm. Gene Ontology annotation, biological process: xenobiotic metabolic process. Bases 484 to 1968 code for a protein of 494 amino acids.